AGUUGGUGUGUGGAAAUUGUACGACUGCCCGGUUAUUUUCCGAUAUUUCGCGAGUUUUUUCAUACAAAACUUUUUAAAAAAGUGUUUAAAUGAAUGGAUAAAUCGUGAAUAUGACUUUAAUUUGAUUUACCGGAUGGUGGUUUCAAGAUAUUUGUGUGAUACAAUGUUCCCUAAUCAAUGAGGAUGCGUGAUGGGGAAAAAGGAUUUAUCCUGGAAAAGUUAUACGUUAACAACCACCAUAUUGAUCAAUUUCGUUCUUGGAGGAGGAAACGCACACGUCAGAAAAAAGGACAUCGAAUCGAGUUUACAGGACAUACACGACGUAGCGAUCGCUAGUUUAGGAGAUUUUUGCAACAAUCAACAAUUUAAAUCACUUACGGUUCCUUUGGAUACCCUCAAAUUCGAAUCUAUUCGACAGAAAGCUGAUUUAGCAGCUACAUUGUUGCAAGAUUUAGGCGUGGCUCAUCAUAACGGUUUGCAGGAUGCCAUCUCCAAGAAUCUCAUCAUAACCGAUAAAUCAGUAUUAUCGAGUCGUAUUUUAGCUAUAAACGCCUCCACGGGAUCAAUAGUCAAUUGCGCUUGGUGGCAAAAACAAAUCUCCGAUAUCGGCGAACCGAAAAAAAUAUCAGAUACUGGAAUGGAAAGUGGACAAAGACCUAACUCCGAAUAUCCUUGGUACGAAGACGCCGAUUCUAGUCCGGGUGUUCGAUCUCCGAAAUUCAUCGAAAGUCCUCCGAACGUAGCGUAUAAAGGAUGGUGGACGUUUCCUUAUUAUUCGUGUUCGAAUAGAAAAUGGAUCGUUUCUUAUAGCGUUCCGAUACCACCGCCAGGAAGAAGAGGAUUGAAAGGAUUUUUAAGCUUAGACGUGGAUGUAUCAUACUUGGAAGUAAAUCAAUGCGAAACAAUAAGAAAUCAACAAGUGAAUAAUGAAAUUAGCAUCUUCCACGGAUCUCAUAAAUGUCACAAUUUUAGUACAAAGUGUAUCUACAGAUCAAAUCUUAAUCAAGAAACUUGGACUAGGGGAAAGUAUCAUUGUGUUUGCAGAUCAGGAUUUUAUUCAGAAUACCACCAAGGCAUUUUUAAUGGAACGUUAGUUGAAAUUGCGUGGUCCGAAUAUUUAAAAACUGGCAGUAAAUCGUGGGAAUUGAUAUUCCAGUGUAAAAAAUGUGCUCCAGGAUGUCUUUUUUGUCGAGAUCCUUCACCAUGCUUAGCUACAUAUCAUUGGCCAUUCAGGAUCACUCUUCUAACAUUCUCGAUAAUCUGUGUGAUUUGUACUAUAAUAUUAAUCCUGUAUAUGUACAAACACCGAAAACUAAAAGUUUUCAAAGUCGCCAGCCCCAUAUUUCUCAGCAUAACUUUAUUGGGAUGUGCCACAAUGUACUUAGAGAUGGCAGCUAUUUUCCCAAUUUUGGAUCAAUAUUCUUGCAUAGCUACAAAAUGGUCUAGACAUUUGGGUUUUUGCGUCACAUACACCGCACUUUUGAUGAAAACUUGGCGAGUAUCUCUAACUUACCGAGUAAAAUCCGCUCAUAAAGUGAAAUUGACUGAUAAACAACUAUUGCAAUGGAUGGUACCAAUCAUCUUGGUAAUGCUGAUAUAUCUAGGUACCUGGACAGUAUCAGAUACUCCAAACACAGAAGAAAUCGUCGAUAACGCCGGUUUAAGAUUCAAACAGUGUUUGUACAAUUGGUGGGAUCACAGUUUGGCUAUUGGUGAAGUAUUAUUCUUAGCUUGGGGCAUAAGGGUGUGCUACAAUGUUAGGAAUGCAGAAUCUUUAUACAACGAGGCCAGAUUAAUUAGUUACGCCAUAUACAAUAUCGCCAUUGUUAAUAUAAUGAUGAUUGCAUUUCAUUUAUUCAUCUUUCCAAGGGCCGGUCCUGACAUUAAAUAUUUACUUGGUUUCAUACGGACACAACUUUCUACAAGUACCACCAUAGCAUUAGUUUUUGGCCCAAAGAUUAUAAGGGUUCUUCGUGGUCAGGGUGAUCAAUGGGACAACAGAGCGAGAUCGCGUGGAGUAACAGCUUCUUUUUCAUUAAACGGAAUUGGUCUUGUACCAGAAGAAGCACCAGAUCUGUUUCAAGAAAACGAAGAACUUAAAGAAGAAAUACAAAAAUUGGCUGCUCAAAUCGAGUUUAUGAAAAUCAUUCAUAUGGAAAGCAACAACCGGCACGUGAAACCGAAAAGCGGGGGUUAUUUUUCCGUUCAAAACACCACCAGUUUAAUUCAUAGUCCUUUGACGAAAACAGGUCUAAAUCAACCGACUAAACCACCGGAUGAAAUGUGACAACACCUUAAGGCUACUUACGGCCUUAGAGAUGUAACGGAAUCAGCGCACUACCUCAAAGAAUACGUAACAGGCGUCGAUUGGCUCAAAACGAGUUUUAAAGCUAAAACAAAAUGCUCAGAAGAGGCAGAAGUUGUUCCUUUGUAAAUAUAGUAAUAUGUAAGAAAACAGUAAUAUUCAAUUCAACUUCCCACAUUUUAUAAUAAUCGGUCAAUUAAGAACCUCAAUUAUAUUGAAAUUAUAAAAAAUUUGGUAGAAACGUAAAAAUAUUGUUUUACUAAAAAUAAAAUUGUUUAUAAUAUUUUUUAAACAAGUGACACUUUUUAUGAAUAAAUGCUAUCUAUUUGAUACAUGGUGAUGUAUUGAAAACCAAAGUCAAACUAAUGAUUUUGUAACAAUAAAACGUGUCACUUUUUAAUUUGAACAAUGUAAAUAGAAAAUUACUAUAAAAAAUUCGCAUUUUUUUAAAUUUACUUGAUCUCUAUGAAAAAUGACUGAUUUUUAUAUAGUGAAUAAUAUUAGAGAGUAUGUGCUUCAAAUUGUGUGAUAUCAAAUAAUUUUAAAAUAACAAGAUUGAUAAAAUUGGUGUAAUCUUCAAGUUUAUUCAACAAAAAUAUUCAAUCUCUCACAUGAUUUCUAUUAAUAAUUUUUUUUUAAAUUAGUGACAAUAUGUCAUUCGGAAGGAACUUGAAGAAUCAAUUAAAAAAACUCGAUGUCAAUAUGUGUUGAAUAUAUAUAACAAUUAUAUCUUAGAUUUAAUGUAUAAAUUUAUAUAUUUUUCAAAUUAGACUGCCAAAGAAGAGUAAACUAAUUCUUAAUUUGAGAAUAUUAAAAUUAUUCAGGGGCUCCAGGAGUACAAUAAACUUUUUGAAAUACCAUAUUUUUCUUGCAGCUAUUAUAAGAUGGUCGAUCAAUAUUUUAAACUUUUCCUUCAGCAUUCCACGAUGAGCAUAUUCUAAACUACAGAUGGAGUUUGUACUAGUUUCAAAUAGAAUAUGAUAAGUUUACUUUACUUUGUUAGUUGAAAAUAGUGUGCCAUUGUCGAUAUGUUCUAGAAAAACAUGUUUGUGAUAGAUAUUAUAUUCGGUACAAAAUGUAGUCGAUGAAAUACGACAAUACAUAUUUUUUAAAUGUGAAAAUUUUUAUUUUGGAAAUAUUAAUAUAGAUACGUAUUAAAUUGUUGUUAUGUCUAAGUAUUAAUUAUUUAUUUAUUUUAUGGAGAAAAAUAUAUAAUAUAUUGCGGAAGAAAAUAACUUUUCCUAUGUUUUUAGCUUUUUUGUUAUGUAUACAAAUUUUCAGUAGCAAAAUUAUAUAAGAAUUGUUUUCUCUUUUCACUCUGUA
Diorhabda carinulata is the source of this 3628-nucleotide messenger RNA. Its product is annotated as probable G-protein coupled receptor CG31760. The record is from RefSeq and is a predicted model, not a curated record. The coding region runs from base 191 to 2287 and encodes 698 amino acids. The transcript is spliced from 15 exons. Gene Ontology annotation, biological process: G protein-coupled receptor signaling pathway. Gene Ontology annotation, molecular function: G protein-coupled receptor activity. Lineage: Eukaryota; Metazoa; Arthropoda; Insecta; Coleoptera; Chrysomelidae. Gene Ontology annotation, cellular component: membrane.